Molecule: messenger RNA, 1288 nt
Organism: Poecile atricapillus (Black-capped chickadee)
Lineage: Eukaryota; Metazoa; Chordata; Aves; Passeriformes; Paridae
Gene: PMEL
Product: premelanosome protein
Exons: 7
Coding region: 78-1148 (356 amino acids)
Biological process (GO): melanosome organization
Cellular component (GO): melanosome
Source: RefSeq, a predicted model, not a curated record
UUUUUCUGUCGCUGUCGCCGGGGCCGGCGCCUCUUCCCCGGCGGAGCCCGAGCUUGGGGGGAGACAUCGCGGGGACCAUGAGGGGGCUCGGGGCCAUCGCGGUUUUGGGGUCGCUCCUGCUCCUGGCUGAGGCUCAGCGGAGAGCCUCGGGCCGGAGCCGUGGCCGGAGCCCGGCGUGGAGCGGGCGGCCGGGGCCGUUCCGAGCCUGGGACUCGGAGCUUUACCAGCCCUGGCGGGACGGGACCCGCGACUGCUGGAGAGGUGGCGAUGUCACCUUCGACAUCAGCAACGACGCUCCCACCAUGGCGGGUGCCGAGGCCACCUUCUCCAUCGCCCUGCGCUUCCCGGGCAACCAGAGCGUGCUGCCCGAUGGCCGCGUGGUGUGGAGCCAGAACUGCACCGUCAAUGGUCAGCGAGACCCCGGCACCGCCCCCAAAAUCCCGGGCUGCACCAAAACCCACCCUGAACCAUCCCAGAACCUUCCUGAACCAUCCAAAACCUUCCUGAACCACCCCAAAACCAUCCUGAACCACCCCAGAACCUUCCUGAACCACCCCAGAACCGCCCCCAAAAUCCCGGACUGCACCAAAACCAUCCUGAACCACCCCAGAACCGGCAUCGAGAGCGUGGCCAUCGUGCAGGUGGUGCCCGAGGACAGCGGCAGCAGCGUGGAGCUGACGGUGACCUGCGAGGGCGGGCUGCCCGAGGAGGUGUGCACGGUGGUGGCGGACCCCGAGUGUCGCACGGCCGAGGAGGAGCGCUGCUCGCCGGUGUCGCCGUCGCCGGGCUGCGAGCUCGUGCUGCGCCAGGACUUCAACCGCUCCGGCCUCUUCUGCCUCAACGUGUCCCUGGCCAACGGCAACGGGCUGGCGGUGGCCACCACACGGGUGGCCGUGGGAGGAGCCGCUCCUGUCACCGGCCGGACCACGCUGUUCGUGGGGCUCGUGCUGGUGGCGGCCGCCCUGGGCACGGCUGCGUUCACCUACAGACGAGUCAAGUACACGGCGCUGCCCCCCCCCGCGCCCCCCGCCCGGGGCUGGCUGUCCCCAAGUGUCACCGGUGUCACCGUGCGGCGGCUGCUGCAGCGCGCCCUGGGGGGGUCCCCGAGCGGCGAGAGCAGCCCCCUCCUCCGGGGACACUCGGUCUAGGGACCCCCGACCCAAAAGCAGCCCCCAACCCCAGCCCCGAGCCCCCCCCGGAGCUGGGGAAGGCCUUGGGGACACCCGCGGUGGCCUUGGGGACACCCGCGGUGGCUUUGGGGACAACGGGAAUAAAGGCGCAGAUGUGC